AUGGAAAGCCAUAGAAAUAAUGUAGAUGAGGAAGGUAGAAGAGUUCAUAUUGUAGUGGUUCCAUCGCCAGCCCAAGGCCACAUAAAUCCACUUCUCCAAUUCUCCAAGCACCUUGCAGCUCGUCCAGGUCUCACCGUAACAUUCCCCACCGUCUUCGGCGACACCGCCGUCGUCAAUCUACCGGCAUCAACGGUCCCCUCACUCACCCUUCAACAAGUAUCUCUAUCGCCCUACAAUGGAACCGAGCCGGAGACUCCCGUAGGUUUCUGGGAACGGACUCAAACGUCCAUCCGUUUGCAUCUCAUAGAACUCAUUGCUCGACACGAACGUAGCAAGGACUGAGUUUCUUGCGUCGUGUAUGACUCUAUGAUGCCUUGGAUUCUUGAGGUUGUCAAAGAGCUUGGGGUUAUGGGUGCUGCAUUCUUCACUCAAUCGUUUGCUGUUAAUGCACUGUAUUACAAUGUUCAUAAAGAAUGGAUAAAUGUUCCAUUGCAACAAAGCUUUUUUUCUUUGGGUAAUGGAUUUCAAGUUUUUCAGCCAUAUGAACUUCCAUCCUUCAUUGUUGAUACUACCAAAUACCCAUUUAUUCUUAGCUUCUUGGCCGAUCAAUUCUCACGUUUGAAUAAUGUCGAUUGGAUCUUCAUCAACACCUUCGAUUCUUUGGAACCACAGGAAGCUGAGUGGAUGGGAAAGCAGCUUCCAUUCAAGAGCAUUGGACCAAUGCUUCCAUCCAUCUACUUGGAUGGAAGGUUGCAAGAUGACAAAUGUUAUGGACUCAGUUUACUUGAAUCAAACAUGGAUUCUACCAUGAAUUGGCUUCAUUCUAAACAAAAUGCUUCUGUAAUUUACGUAUCGUUUGGAAGUUUGGCAGAAGCAAAAAUGGAGCAGAUAGAGGAGUUAGCAAUGGGGCUGAAACUGACCAACAGAUUCUUCUUGUGGGUUGUGAGAGAAUCUGAGAUCCAUAAGCUUCCCCCAAAUUUCAUCAAUGACACAACCGAGAAAGGAUUAGUCGUGAAGUGGUGCCCUCAGCUACAAGUUUUGGCUCAUAAAUCAGUGGGGUGUUUCAUUACGCACUGCGGCUGGAAUUCGACGCUGGAAGCCUUGAGUUUAGGAGUGCCGUUGGUGACGAUGGCGCAGUGGUCGGACCAGCCAACCAAUGCCAAGUAUGUGGAAGAUGUAUGGAAGAUUGGGAAGAGGGUGAGAAUGGAAGAAGAUGGAAUCUGCAGAAGGGGGCAGAUAGAGAUGUGUGUUAACGAAAUUAUGGGGGGAGAGGAUGGUAAAGAGAUUAGAGUGAAUACGAAGUGGAGGGAACUGGCAAAAGAAGCCAUGGAUGAAGGUGGGAGUUCCAACGUAAACAUUAAUCAUUUUGUGCAACAUCUUAUGAGGAAGAUAUGA
Messenger RNA from Benincasa hispida (wax gourd), 1395 nucleotides. NCBI's taxonomy places the organism in Eukaryota, Viridiplantae, Streptophyta, Magnoliopsida, Cucurbitales, Cucurbitaceae. The record is from RefSeq and is a predicted model, not a curated record.